ACUGAAGGCCAAUGCUUAAGGAUGUGCCAUUCACUGCCAGAACUAGGUUCUCAUUGGAGCGGAGGAAGUCUGUGGGUGGAGCUGGUUGUUUGGCGCCUGCGUCUUGCGGCGAGCGGGCUGGCGUGCGGCGGGAGCGGCUGCAACGCCCGUGCCUGAGAAGCGAUGCCGAGGGAAAUCAUCACGCUACAGUUGGGCCAGUGCGGCAAUCAGAUUGGGUUCGAGUUCUGGAAACAGCUGUGCGCCGAGCAUGGUAUCAGCCCCGAGGGCAUCGUGGAGGAGUUCGCCACCGAGGGCACUGACCGCAAGGACGUCUUUUUCUACCAGGCAGAUGACGAGCACUACAUCCCGCGGGCCGUGCUGCUGGACCUGGAGCCCCGGGUGAUCCACUCCAUCCUCAACUCCCCCUAUGCCAAGCUCUACAACCCAGAGAACAUCUACCUGUCGGAGCAUGGAGGAGGAGCUGGCAACAACUGGGCCAGUGGAUUCUCCCAGGGAGAGAAGAUCCAUGAGGACAUUUUUGACAUCAUAGACCGGGAGGCAGAUGGUAGUGACAGUCUAGAGGGCUUUGUGCUGUGUCACUCCAUUGCUGGGGGGACAGGCUCUGGCCUGGGCUCCUACCUCUUAGAACGGCUGAAUGACAGGUAUCCAAAGAAGCUGGUGCAGACAUACUCAGUGUUUCCCAACCAGGACGAGAUGAGCGACGUGGUGGUCCAGCCUUACAAUUCACUACUCACACUCAAGAGGCUGACGCAGAACGCAGACUGUGUGGUGGUGCUGGACAACACAGCCCUGAACCGGAUUGCCACAGACCGCCUGCACAUCCAGAACCCGUCCUUCUCCCAGAUCAACCAGCUGGUGUCCACCAUCAUGUCGGCCAGCACCACCACCCUGCGCUACCCCGGCUACAUGAACAAUGACCUCAUCGGCCUCAUCGCCUCACUCAUCCCC
Messenger RNA from Cebus imitator (Panamanian white-faced capuchin), 948 nucleotides. RefSeq names its product tubulin gamma-2 chain-like. The transcript is spliced from 8 exons. NCBI's taxonomy places the organism in Eukaryota, Metazoa, Chordata, Mammalia, Primates, Cebidae. Gene Ontology annotation, cellular component: spindle; microtubule; centrosome. Gene Ontology annotation, biological process: cytoplasmic microtubule organization; meiotic spindle organization; microtubule nucleation. The record is from RefSeq and is a predicted model, not a curated record. The annotation marks the transcript as partial. Gene Ontology annotation, molecular function: structural constituent of cytoskeleton; GTP binding.